This is a messenger RNA of Gastrolobium bilobum, 1281 nucleotides long. RefSeq names its product probable CCR4-associated factor 1 homolog 6. Bases 203 to 1030 code for a protein of 275 amino acids. The record is from RefSeq and is a predicted model, not a curated record. Gene Ontology annotation, molecular function: poly(A)-specific ribonuclease activity; nucleic acid binding. NCBI's taxonomy places the organism in Eukaryota, Viridiplantae, Streptophyta, Magnoliopsida, Fabales, Fabaceae. Gene Ontology annotation, cellular component: CCR4-NOT core complex; P-body; CCR4-NOT complex. The transcript is spliced from 2 exons.
AGAAUAAAAAAAGAAAAGAAAACCCUAGAACGGGAGAGAUUUCAUCCCCCACAAAUCUCUUCCUUCUCUCUCCUCCAUUUUCUUUGUUCCCUCUCAACAAGUUCCAAAUUUUUCCAUCGUUUCUGAAUUCCAAGUUCCUUGUCUGUUCUUAUUUUCCUACUCAAGAUCUGGUGGAUUAUAUGGUUAAUUCUGGUUCCAAGGAAUGCCGCUUUUUUUGCCAAAAAGCGAUACGAUCCAAAUUCGCGAGGUGUGGAACGAUAACCUGGAAGAGGAGUUCGAUCUGAUUAGGGAAAUCGUGGAUGAUUAUCCCUACAUCGCGAUGGACACGGAAUUUCCAGGAAUCGUUCUUCGACCGGUGGGGAAUUUCAAAAACAGCUACGAUUACCAUUACCAAACCCUAAAGGACAACGUGGACAUGCUCAAGCUGAUUCAAUUGGGUCUAACCUUCUCCGACGAGCAUGGGAACCUUCCCACGUGCGGCACCGAAAGGUGUUGCAUAUGGCAAUUCAACUUCAGGGAAUUCAAAGUGAAUGAGGACGUUUUCGCCAAUGAUUCGAUUGAGCUUUUGCGUCAGAGUGGUAUUGAUUUCAAGAAGAACAACGAGAAGGGUAUUGAUGCGAAGCGUUUUGGUGAGCUAUUGAUGUCAUCUGGGAUUGUAUUGAAUGAUAAUGUUCAUUGGGUAACUUUCCACAGUGGUUAUGAUUUUGGUUACCUUUUAAAGCUCUUGUCUUGUCAGAAUUUGCCUGAUACCCAAGUUGGGUUCUUUAAUUUGAUCAACAUGUACUUUCCAACUGUGUAUGAUAUCAAACAUCUCAUGAAGUUUUGCAACAGUCUUCAUGGAGGGUUGAACAAGCUUGCGGAGUUGUUGGAGGUUGAGAGGGUUGGGAUUUGUCAUCAGGCUGGUUCUGAUAGUUUGCUCACAUCUUGUACAUUCAGGAAAUUGAAAGAGAAUUUCUUUAGUGGCUCUUUGGAGAAAUAUGCUGGUGUCUUGUACGGUUUAGGUGUUGAGAGUGGACAGAGUUUUCAUUGAGGAAAAAAAAAAAAUCUAAAAAAAAAAAAAUUAUGAGAUUAGAAAGAAAGCAAAUUCUUAUAAAGUGGGUAGAUCUCUAUUUGUUUGAGCUGUUGUAUAUCUGGUGAAUACCAACUUCUAUGUAACCGUUUGGCAUUAAGUGUCUUAAAUUCAAAAACUCUUUUUUUACUACAUGUCCUGAGCUUUUGUAUUAUCUUUACAUCUUUUAGCCACUGAAUUCAAUUUCAAUUUGGCAUGACAGGACUACGUCU